AUGUCGCUCCGAAUUAACAUUCCCCCGGCCACUCGGUUUUGUCUCGUCGGCCUUCUCACCCUCUCUCUACUUUACAACAUUGCCAGAUGGCGACAAAUUGACACCACCGGCGGUACUCCGACCACAUCACCUCUCGUCCCUUACCUGACUCUCGUUCCGUCUUAUUUCUAUUACUACCCUUGGACAAUUGCCACCGCUACAUUUGUCGAACAAAAUAUAUUCACCGUCCUUCUCAACGCCGCCACCAUCUUCUAUGGCGGUAAAUACCUCGAGCGCGCCUGGGGCUCGCGCGAGUUCAGCAAGUUCAUCGCCGUCGUCGCCAUGAUCCCCUGCCUAGCCAUCAUCCCAAUCUACCUUGUAUGGGGAGGAAUUACAGGCUCUUCAAGCAGAAGCCUCACCCAAAUCUGCGGCGGCGUUUCCAUCCAAGCCUCCUUCCUAGUCGCUUUUAAGCAACUCGUCCCCGAACACACCGUCACAGUCUUCAAAGGAAUGAUCAAAAUGCGCGUAAAGCAUUUCCCCGCCCUCUUUCUCCUCCUAAACACCAUCAGCGGCCUCGUCAUCGGCACCGACACCGCCGCAGUCCUAGCCUGGCUCGGCAUCCUCUCCAGCUGGACCUACCUCCGCUUCUAUAAGCGCCAGCCCGACCUAACAGGCACAACGAGCGCCGGCACAGGCAUCAAAGGCGAUGCCAGCGAGACCUUCGCCUUCGCCUGCCUCUUCCCCGACGUGAUGCAACCGCCCAUCGCAUUCAUCGCAGACCAGGUCUACGCCCUGCUAGUCACAUUCAAGAUCCUGAAGCCGUUCUCCGCGGACGAUAUCGCCUCCGGCAACGAGCAGGUUCUGGCUAGAGGCGAGGCCGGGUUGCCGACGCUGUUGAACAGUCGUGGGGCCGGGGCAAGGGGUGCAGCCAAGCGCGAGGAAGCGGAGCGGAGACGUGCCGUUGCGCUCAAGGCUUUGGAUCGGAGGUUGCAGGCUGCUACGGUUGGCCGCGUGCAGGCGGGUUUGGGUGAGCCGAGUUCGUCGCAGCCCCGUCCUGCUACCCCGACGCCGGCGACCGCUGCUGGUCAGAGCAUGCUAGGCGAAACUAGUUAUAACCCUGACCAUGCAUGA
Penicillium paradoxum is the source of this 1110-nucleotide messenger RNA. RefSeq names its product rhomboid family protein. Gene Ontology annotation, biological process: retrograde vesicle-mediated transport, Golgi to endoplasmic reticulum. NCBI's taxonomy places the organism in Eukaryota, Fungi, Ascomycota, Eurotiomycetes, Eurotiales, Aspergillaceae. The coding region runs from base 1 to 1110 and encodes 369 amino acids. The transcript is spliced from 2 exons. The record is from RefSeq and is a predicted model, not a curated record. Gene Ontology annotation, cellular component: Golgi apparatus; membrane.